CUCACAUGCUGCGCUAGAAUAUCUUACCCAGCACCUUGUAGUAACUCACCUGUCCUGGUCGUUCCUUGUGCUUGUUCUAACCACCCAGAUAACCUUUGGUAGUGAACCCAGGUGUGAAUUGUUUGAACACAGAAUAAGAAUUGGAAGAAUUAACUUGUGUUUUCAAAGUAGACUCCUUUGCUAAAGAGCCACGUCAUGUGACAUGUGCAGAUGCGGUUUAGUUCUUGGCUACACGCACAUCAUAGUGCAUGACGACAGCAGGUGGAUAUUUGAAAAACGUCACAACUUUGCUUUGUGUUAGAGGAACAAGAUUAAAUUUUGAUAGUGCAAUCUGACUAGGGGAAGACAACCCUGGCCUAUUUUCUAUUGGUUUGAGGUUGUCAUGGCAACAGAACACAACAACAACAUGGUGCAGAAUGAUAAUUCAACCACAAUUCUGACAAUCAGAAUGAUCAUGCAGGGAAAGGAAGUUGGUAGCAUAAUCGGGAAGAAAGGUGAUAACAUUAAGAAAUUCAGGGAAGAUAGCGGAGCUAAAAUAAAUAUUUCUGAUGGCUCAUGUCCGGAACGGAUUGUCACAACAACUGGCUCAAUAGAUAAUAUUCACAAAGCGUUCACAAUGAUAUGUAAUAAAUUUGAAGAGGAUCUUCAGAAUACGCCCACUGUGCCUAAGCCGCCUGUCACAUUACGCCUAGUCGUACCUGCGAGUCAGUGCGGAUCACUCAUCGGGAAAGGAGGCUGCAAGAUUAAAGAAAUCAGAGAAUCCACAGGUGCAUCAAUACAGGUGGCGAGUGAAAUGCUGCCCAACUCCACAGAGAGAGCCGUCACAAUAUCGGGUACCGCCGAGGCCAUCACAGAGUGUGUGAGGCAGAUCUGUAGCAUUAUGCUGGAGUCCCCACCCAAGGGUGCCAAUAUUCCUUACCGUCCAAAACCCGUAGUCUCGCCCGUCAUAUUCGCUGGGGGUCAGGCGUACACGGUUCAGAACCAGAUGGCAGCACCAGUUCCAAGUCCGGAAGUGAGUAUUUUUAAUACAUUUCGUAUCCCUUAUACCAUACUAGUAUAUUCGUGUUGGCCUUCAUUUGUGUUAUCUCCCUUUUCAUUUGCUAGGCAGUUGUCAGGUGCUAUCAUUAAAAUUUCCAACGCAGACGAGGGUUCUGCCGACCGGAAAGUGACGAUUACGGGAACGGCCGACACGAUCGGACUGGCUCAGUAUCUCAUAAACACGAGCAUGGAAAUGCAUAAGAACUUGACCCUUGACCCAGCCUCGACCCAAACAACCUCCACCUUGACCUCUGUACAAUCCCACGCUCCCAUGGCAAUACCACUGAGCCAGAUGAUGAAGCCAAUGCCGUUGCUCGGAUUAAAUUUCGGCGUUUUGGAAGCGGCUACCGACCAUAAAAAUGUCACGACACACAAAAUGAGGGUUGGGGUGAUGCCUAACAGUGCUAAUACAUUGAAGAAAGCAGAGAGACCGAAAUUUGCUCCGUACUAAUUUUUUUGCCUGCUCCACAUUUCAGUUGCAAUCGGGUUUUUCUAUUAACUGUACUUAAAAGCUGCAUUGAUUGGUUCCACUCAUCUGCAAGGUGAUGAAAGCUUGCUCUUGAUUGGUUCCCAGAGUUGAGUUAAAUUUGGUAGCUGAAACGAAAAAUGAUUAUAUUAAAAAAAAAAGAGUCUUUAUUCUUAUUUUAUAUUAUUUAUUGCAAACUGAAGUCUUUGUUUUUUUAAAAAUAAGUAUUAUUUUGAUUUGGUGUAUUGCUGGUGAUAUAUAAAUUAAGAAGUCUUGUGUUUUUUUCUUCCAUAUACUAGUAGCGUAUUAAAAACUAUUUUGUAGAAUAGUAUUUAUAAUUCUUUAUCCUUUGCCAAACAGGAAAAUGGUGAUUUUGAAAUUUCAUUUUAUAAAUAAUGUACAUACAUACAACCUGCCUUUGUCACCACAUGUAUAAAAAAAAAAAUAUAUAGAGAUAUAUAUAUAUAUUAAUAAAAACACGAAAAAUCUAAACUCUAAUGAUUAAUUGAUAUAUAGUACUCUGAACGUGUACAUUCCAUGUAUUUAAGAAAUGCAGGGUAUGUAAUAAGUUGUGGAUAGCCAGUUGCUGAGCUUGGCUAUUUAAUACGGUUUUUUUUUUUAACUGGUGCUCUGUUUGGUGUGUUAGUCUCUCUGCGUGUAAAAAAAAAAGGAGUAAAAUCAAUUAAUAUCAAGCAAAAAGGAACUACAAAAUAUAUUUUGUACCAUAUUUUUGCAUGAGUUGAGAAUUUUUUUUACACUGUCAACCCACAUUGUUAUGUAGUCUAUGAUGUUGUAAAUUAUGUAAAAAAAAACAAAAAGUAUUGUCAUUUUUUUGCAAUAGUGUAUUACCGUACUAAUUUUUCAGGCAGACUUUUUGUUUUUACUUUAUUCUUUUUUUCGUUUUGUGGGUUUUAUUUUUUAUGUGAUAUGUCUUUGUGUUAGUACGUAUUUCUACUGUCUGUUAUUUUGCUGAUUCAGCACAAAAUUGUAAUUUUUUUUUUUUUUUUUUUUGCAUAUAUAUGACUUCCAUAAUUAUAUGGUUUAUGAGAGUUAAAUUUUUAUAUCUUUCUAGGAUUUCGUCCGAAGUGUGUGGCAUGGGAAUUCGCUAGAAAUAGGUGAUGGAUCAUGUAUUAAAGCGAGAUUUGUGUAUAUCUAAGCCAAAAUACUACAUUGCAAUUUUAUCAUGGCAAUAAAAAGUCAGACACUCCCACUUGAGAUUCUGAAUACGGGUCAGCAGUAGAUUAACCCUUUCUCUCCUAGAUUACUGUUGAUAGAGAGAAACUGUCAGCAGUAGAUUAACCCUUUCUCUCCUAGAUUACUGUUGAUAGAGAGAAACUGUCAGCAGUAGAUUAACCCUUUCUCUCCUAGAUUACUGUUGAUAGAGAGAAACUGGUCAACAGUAGAUUAACCCUUUCUCUCCUAGAUUACUGUUGAUAGAGAGAAACUGGUCAACAGUAGAUUAACCCUUUCUCUCCUAGAUUACUGUUGAGAGAGAGAAACUGGUCAGCAGUAAAAUCACCCAUUAAAUGAACCCAUUUCUUAGCCCAUUAAAUUAACCCAUUCUUUCCAAGGUUUCCUUUUAUAUAGGAAAACUGGUCAACAGUAAAUUAACCCAUUCUCUCCUAGGUUACUAUUAAUAUAGGGAAAUUGGUCAACAGUAAAUUUACUCAUUAAAUUAACCCAUUUGUUCCAAGGUUUCUGUUUAUGUAGGGAAACUGGUCAACAGUAAACUAACCCAUAAAAUUAACCCAUUCUUUCCAAAGUUUCUGUUGAUAUAGGGAAACUGGUCAACAGUAACUUAACUCUUUCUCACCUAGAUUCCUGUUGAUAUAGGGAAAUUUGUCAACAGUAAAUUAACCCAUUAAAUUAACCCAUUCUUUCCAAGGUUUCUGUUGAUAUAGGGAAACUGGUCAACAGUAAAUUAACCCAUUCUCUCCUAGGUUACUGUUAAUAUACAUGUCAACAGCAGAUUAACCCUUUCUCGCCUAGGUGACAUUUUUUGUAAGGAAAUUGGUCAAUGGUAAAUGAACCCUUUCUUUCCAAGGCUUCUAUUGAUAUGGGGAAACGGGUCAACUGUAUAUAAUCAAGUUGUAAUACAUGAUUCUGAAUACCUCAGACAAACAAAAAUCAGGCAUAACGAAUAAUAGAUUUAAUUUGAUAUUGACUGCUGGUCUUUUCCUCAGUACUUUUGUGUGUUAUAGUAAGUAAAAAAACCCACGAUUUGCAAGAAAGCUGACCAACAAAACAAAAAAACUACAAAAAAACGUCUACAAAAAAAAAAAAAAAAAAAAAUGGGGGCGGGUGGUGCUAAAGGACAAUAAAAAUUUAGUCAGCUGUUGACUGUUGGUUGGUUGGUUUUCAGAAUCUCAAGUUUAAGUCUCUGGCACAUUAUUUAAUAAAAGUUCUGUGCUUGACCAUGUUAAAGAUUUUAACCUGUUUUCGUGUGAUGUUUGAAUUCCUUGUUACGUGUGGUUUUUGUUUGACGAAAAAAAAAAAAAAAAGGUAAAAAAAAGAAAACAGACCAAUUCUCCUCUUUAGUGGCAGAAUUCAUAAUUGCAUGAACUUAAAUAGUGUUAUUAUCACAUAUUCAGUUUGAUCACAUACCGUAGAGUAGACGUUUGUAACAUAUCAUCGUGUGAGGAUGAAUUAUAUAUAGUCAGGGAAGUCCCCAUUUUGAUAUUAUUGGCAGUCCCCAAUCGUGAUGAGACGCAACUUUGGCAUUGCAGGUUUAACCAUAUUGUGAUAAGAUAUCUUUGCAGGGGUUGAAAUUGGCCAAAAUUCCUGCCAGACCUUCGGACUAACAAACUACAAAUUCUGCUGGACCAAACAUGAUUGUAAAGUACAUGUAUAAAUGCAAAAUAAUUGAUGGGAUGGCAGGCAAUAAGAUCUUCCGGGUCAUCAUGAUGUUGACCGGCAAAAGAAAAGAGGUCGGAACGGCAGUUUAAAAUAUUUAUUUUUCUGUUUACGGUUCUUCAAUAUUUGCCUGUCAAUACAGUAUGAACCCCACAGUAAAAUUAAUGGGCAUAUAUGUGGGUGGUUUUUGGUUUGAACUAUACUCAAUAAUAGCCUAUGUGGGUCAUUUCAUGGUUUCAGCUUGGUUCACUAAUAGCCUGUAUGGGUGGUUUCAGCCACAUUUACUUAUUGGCUGUAUGGGUGGUUUGGUGGUUUAAACCACAUUCACUCAUUGUCUAUGUGAGAGGUUUGGCUAGGUUAAAGUUAUGUCCCUUUACUGAUCUCCAUGCAGUCAAAAGUUUACAGAGUUAUCUCCCAUGAUCCAUAAUAUAUUUUUAUUUUAAACUGAGAAUAAGUUGUGAAAAUUAACUUUCCUUGGUGUACAAUUUGUAUUCUGCAUCACAAUCCAUACUGUGGUAUACAUCUCUUUUUAUUUUUAUUUUAAAAAUGUAAUUCAGGGGUAAAACAAUUUAUUAUUAUUAAUUUUUUUUGUGUUGAAGUAUUUUGUGGUCAGUAACCUUCAUUCGUAACGUCCAUUACUUCUUGAUAUUAUUAUAAACAUUAAACCUAACUAAUUGUAGCAAUAAUGAAAUCCCCUUUACCAGGAAAAAAACCCAAAACAUAUUUUUAAUUCUAUAAAACUAAAAAAACAUUUAGAUAUUUAGAAAAUAUUUUUCAAAAACCUGCAUUAUAUAAAUGCAAAGAUAUUUUUUAAAUAGAAAAUAUACUACAUCUUUAAUAUAAUAAUUUAACAUUCAGUUUUAUUACGGUAGUCUACAUAAUGUUAUUAAUGAUGAAGUAAACCAACUUUAACAAACCCAUUAAAAUACCAUUAUUAAUUGUGAUUGCAAAUAUUUUUCAUCUGCAUGAAAUACUACUAAACAUAUCCAUGGCAUAUAUUUUGUUUGAAACAUCUUAUAUGCUGCAGUUUGUAAUCCAAUAUCUCUGAAAUCAUAUCAUGAAUUUGAUUCCAUCAACAGAUAUAGUAAAAUUUAUGAUCUCGUAUCAUUCAGAUUGCUAACACCUUUAACAGAAGCCAAAAGAAAGACCCUGUUUCUAUAGUUACUUGAUAUUAUAAUUUGUACAUGUUUUUUUUAUUCUUGUAUCACUGGUAUUAUAAUUUGUACUUCUCUUUUUUCUCAUUCUCAUAGUCAUAAUAUUAUUUUUUUUAUAUAGUUUUUAAAUUGAUUAUUUUGUAUUCUACAAUUUUGGGUGAUAGUUUGUUUUUCUGAUUCUAUUUGUUGAAAUUUUGAAAUGGAAAGUCCUUCAUGUAGCGUCACACAAAAGAUUUAAACUGAGUGAUGGAAGGGAAAGUCCUUCAUGUAACAAAGUUUGCUUCAUGUGACAUAUAGGUAUUGAAAGGGCAAGUCCUUAAUGUAACAGAGAUGACUUCAUUUGAGGCAGAGUGAAUAAUAAUGAUUGGAAAGACAAAAUGGCAAGUGACUUAACGGGUAAAUUGUGUAUCCAAGAAAAAUGCUACUCCCAAGCUUUUAAUAUCUUGUUAUUUCACAUGAACAACUUACAUGACAUUAACCAAUAACUGUAAAUGUAAUUGUCAAGUAUGGUUGGUUGUCCACGGAAAAUUAAAAUGAUCUUUGGGAUGUGAAUUCAAACCUAACAUCAUAAAUGUAAUACAAUGUAAGAUGAAGGAAUGAAAAAAAAAGAAAUGUUUUAAUUAAUACUACAAAUGGCAGCCAUAUUUGAGAUGUAGCUGCCAUAUUUGAGAUGUAGCUGCCAUAUUUGAGAUGUAGCUGCCAUAUUUGAGAUGUAGCUGCCAUAUUUGAGAUGUAGCUGCCAUAUUUGAGAUGUGAACCUACUGGUCAAAUAUGGCCUUGAAAGUACUUACUUCAUCCCUAGGUAAAAUCAUUUCAGUCUAGUCAAGUGGCCAUUUUUUAAUUUUUUUAUUUACAUCUGUUAUUAUCAUAUAGACGUAUUAGAUUAGAGAAACUGGUUAAGGAAUAACACGAGGCAGCAUCUUGUCCAGUAAAUGUGCAAUUUGUUUUCGUAAUGGCUUCUUUUUCUCUUUUUUGUUUUCCAAUGUGUAUUUGUUCACUGCUGAACUAAGUUGCUAUUUGCUAGUAUAGUUAUAGGAGUUUUGAUGUGUAUGGCAUAAUACAUCUACUGAUUCUUGUUUGUUGAAAAUCCAGCUGAAGAGUGGAAAAAAUCACACUUCUUAGAAUAUUGAAUAGUGGGAAAAUCACACUUCUUAGAAUAUUGAAGAGUGGAAAAAUCACACUUCUUAGAAUAUUAAAAAGUGGAAAAUCACAAAUCUUAGAAUAUUGAGGAGUGGAAAAAAUCACAUCUUUUAGAAUAUUUGAAGAAUGGAAAAAUCACACUUCUUAGAAUAUUGAAGAGUGGAAAAAUCACACUUCUUGGAAUACUGAAGAGUGGAAAAUCACACUUCUUAGAAUAUUGAAGAGUGGAAAAUCACAAUCGUUAAAAUAAGUGGAAGAUCACACUUCUUUAAAAUAGUGGAAAAUCACACUUCUUAGAAUAUUGAAGAGUGGAAAAUCACAAUCGUUAAAAUAAGUGGAAGAUCACACUUCUUUAAAAUAGUGGAAAAUCACAAUCGUUAAAAUAAGUGGAAGAUCACACUUCUUUAAAAUAGUGGAAAAUCACACUUUUGGACUUUAGUCUAUUAAAAAUUCAGAAAAGUGUGAAAUCACACUUAAAAUAUUGAAGAGUGGAAAAUUACUCUGUAAUAUAUCGAAGAGUAGGAAAUCACACACCUCAAAAUAUCCAAGAGUGGACUGUAACACUCAAAUAUCAAAGAUUGGGAAAAUCACAAUUAUUAGACUACAUGUACUUAGUGUUAGACUUGGAGUGCGGUUUCUUGAAACGAUUAGUUCGAAGUGAUUUGAACCCUUUUUCACUGAAUUAAUGGGUGUGCAGAAGCCUGUUUGCACUUGCAACCCUCAAAAACAAAAAGAUACACCUGUUUUUAAGAAGUUUACUGGUAUGUAGUACCAGUCUUUUCUCUGGUAUUCAGGGAACAAGGAAGGAAAUGUUUUAUUUAAUGGCGCACUCAACACAUUUUAUUUAUGGUUAUAUGGUGUCGGACAUAUGGUUAUGGACCACACAAAUAUUGAGGGAGGAACCUGCUGUCACCACUUCAUGAGCUACUCUUAUCGAUUAGCGGCAAGGGAUCUUUUAUAUGCACCAUCCCAUAGACAGGAUAGCACAUACCAUGGCCUUUGAAAGUACACCAACAUGUAUUGUCUAUAUGGUCAUCUUCCUCAGGCAUACCAACCUGACCUAAAUAUUAAAUUCCAAUGCAUGCAUUUGUAUUCAUCUGUUAAACACUGGAUUCUUCGACACCCUUUAAAUUUCAGAGGUUUGCAUGUGAGAACAACAUUGGAUAUUUAAGCAGAUUCUUUGGAUCUUGCUCAUCUUGGUAAAUAAAGAUGUUUUUAUGUCUGAUAUAUUUAUAACUUUCAACUUAGGUCAUUAAUUAACAAAUUACCUGAGUUUGGAUUGUUUAAUUUUAGCAGAACAAAAUAUUUUGGGGGUUUCAAAUGUAUUUAGGAAUAUAGUAAAACUCUAUGAAAUGCCAUAUCUUCGGAAGUAGAGCUGAGGUUAAAGAACUAGUAUUAAGGCACAAGGAAAAAAACAGAAAGAGAAAAUAUUUACGGUAGUUCUGUUUAAAGAUGGUAUUGCACAAAAUGGUAGAGCUAGGUAUGUUUCAGUCAUAUUGAGGUAAUUUAGCAAAUGGCAACUUUCAACAGUGGACCAAGGCUAUGCCUUGUUACAGUUUACGCAAUCAUUUAAUAAAGUGCAAUGUGAUUCGUUGUUUUAAUAUGAAAGCAAUAUAUAUGUAGUGCAUACAUAGUAGAUAUAUAUUUAGUGCUGUGUCAACAGAUUGUGUGAAGAUUAUUGUAACGUUUGAUGUCAUUGGAUGAACACAAACCAUGUGCAGGCAGUUGCAAUGUUUGAUUUUAUUGGAUGAGUGAAUUAUUAAGUGUACGACUUCUGUGGUAAAUUUGAAAACAAUAUUUUUUUUAAUUACCUAUCCUAUAAAUCUUCAGCAGGACUGAAGCUCACAACUUUUGAGAAUUAUUUAUAUGAAUUUAUUAAUAUAUAAAAGUUUUGAAAUUAAGAAUUUAAUUUUUAUUUAAAUUCCACAUUGAAACUCUUAAAAUUAGGAAUUUAAUUUUCAUUUAAAUUCCACAUUGAAGCUCUUAAAAUUAGGAAUUUCAUUUUUAUUUAAAUUCCACAUUAAAGCUUUGUAAUUAGGAAUUUAAUUUGUAUUUAAAUUCCACAUUAAACAGAUGGGUGCAUAAUGCUGCGAAUUAAAAUAUUAAAUUAUAUAUUUAGAUGAAUAGUGAGUACACACAUGUAUAUUGACAAGAUUUGAAUCUAAUGUUUCAAUUCACCAAUUAAAUUUAUGAAAUUACACAAUUUGAAAUUAGGAAUUUAAUUUUUAUUUAAAUUCCAUGUUAACCAGAUAGGUGCAUAAUGCUACUAAUUAAUAUUCAAUAAGUCAUAUAAUUUAAACUUAAAUACAUAAUGUUAAAAAUUAAUAGUUGUUGAGUCAUAAUGUAGAUAUAAUCAAUAAUGUUUAGUCAUGUAAUGUUAAUGGAUAUGUGCAUAAUGACUGAAUUAAUACAAUGUAUGUAAUUAGUCUUACCAUGUAAACAGAUGGGUGCAUAAUUUUACAGAAUAAUAAAUCAUGUGUGACUAUGUUACAUAAAAAUGCCAUAUUAAUAUUCAGGAAAGUUAUAUUUUUUUGCACACUGUGAUCAUUUAGCCCCAGAUUUCUAAUACCCAACCCCAAAAGUCAUUUAAAUACACGUGGUCAAGCACAGGUCAUGUGAUGUCAUUUCAGCCAAUGGUUGGCUGUCUAUCAGGUCGUGUGAUAUAUCAGCCAAUGGUUGGUUGUUAGUCAGGUCAUGUGAUGUCAUUUCAGUCAAUGGUUGGUUAUCUGUCAGGUCAUGUAACCUGUUGUACUUGUAUCUAUAGCCUCAAUUCAUAUGUUUAAAAAUAACCACUCAGUUGAAAAUAAUAAAAUAUUUUGAAAAAUAAAUAUAUAUAUCCAUUUUCAUUAUCAUGCACAUCUUCAUCACAUUUUCAUCAGAAAUUAAAGUAUUGCACAAACAGUAUUGAUUGGCAGGUCACAUGACCUGUGUUAGUCACAUGAUAAAUGGUCGACAAUGGUCACAUGAUCCAUGUUAUAAAUGUACAAUUAUUAUUUAUUAUGUGAUUAUGUUGGAGAGUUAUUUUGAUUCUAUACUAAUAUGUUUACUUAAAGAUAAAUCUCUUCCAACUGCACUAUACGUCCGGUUGAAAGCUGUACAGAUGUGUUGCCAAAACAGGAAUAAAAAUUGAACUGUUUCAA
This is a messenger RNA of Gigantopelta aegis, 9791 nucleotides long. RefSeq names its product poly(rC)-binding protein 2-like. The transcript is spliced from 14 exons. Gene Ontology annotation, biological process: regulation of RNA metabolic process; regulation of gene expression. The record is from RefSeq and is a predicted model, not a curated record. Gene Ontology annotation, molecular function: mRNA binding. Gene Ontology annotation, cellular component: nucleus; cytoplasm. NCBI's taxonomy places the organism in Eukaryota, Metazoa, Mollusca, Gastropoda, Neomphalida, Peltospiridae. Bases 383 to 1489 code for a protein of 368 amino acids.